Messenger RNA from Prorocentrum cordatum, 735 nucleotides. The record is from the annotation of a GenBank genome assembly. Lineage: Eukaryota; Dinophyceae; Prorocentrales; Prorocentraceae.
AUGGUCUCGAGAAAGCGCUGUUUCCCUCGAAGCGUCAAUCAAGAAGUGCGGUUGGACAAAUCAAUGGAACGCAGCAUUGCAGUUGCUCCGAGAUGGAAUUCGAUUGGGUGUGAGACUCUUCCCAGGCCACUACUUUGCUGCUGCCGGCGCAUGCAGAAAAAGCGGUCAAUGGCAACAGGCUUUGUCGGUGCUCAGCGAACUGUGGGAGGCAAAGACGGAGCCCAAUUCAGCUACAACGUUGGGAUCAGCGCGUGCGAAAAGUGCAAACAGUGGCAGCGGGCCGUGGCGCUGCUAAGCGAGAUGAGGGAGGCGAAACUGGAGCCCGACGUCAUCUAUCUUCAACGCGGGGAUCAGCGCGUGCGAGAAGGGUUGGCAGUGGCAGCGGGCUUUGGCGCUGUUCAGGGACAUGCGGGAGGCAACCUUGGAGCCCAACUCAGCUACAACGCUGUGACCAGCGCGUGCGAGAAGGGCGGGCAGUGGCAGCAGGCUUUGGCGCUGCUCAGUGGGCUGUUGGCGGUGAAGUUGGAACCCGACGUCAUCAGCUAUAGCGCUGUGAUCAGCACGUGCGAGAAGGGCGAGCAGUGGCAGCGGGCUCUGUCGCUGUUUAGCGAGAUGUCGGAGACGAAGCUGGAGCCCGACGUGUCAGUUACAGCGCUGGGAUCAGCGCGUGCGAGAAGGGCGAGCAGUGGCAGCGGGCUCUGCGGCUGCUCGGCGAGAUGCAGAAGGCGAAGCUGA